Molecule: messenger RNA, 1080 nt
Organism: Anisakis simplex (herring worm)
Lineage: Eukaryota; Metazoa; Nematoda; Chromadorea; Rhabditida; Anisakidae
Source: the annotation of a GenBank genome assembly
AUGUUAUAUUUGGUAAUGCCGACUAUGAAAUUCAACUUUAAGAAUGUUUUGAAACUGUUCAUCAAUCACGAAUCGCCGAAGCAAACUGGCGUGAUGAUUCCAAUUCCACAGUAUCCACUGUACUCAGCCACCGUUGCAGAAUUCGGACUUGGCCAGGCUAGUUUGAUUAUUAAUAUCAGUAUUAUUGUAUCUCAUGCUUGCGUUGGCUACUAUCUCGAAGAGGAAAAAAAUUGGGCUCUCGAAAUCAGUGAACUUGAGCGUGCGCUAAAGGAAUCGAGAAGCAAAUAUGACACCCGUGUGCUCUGUGUCAUUAAUCCUGGCAAUCCAACUGGUCAAGUGCUAUCCAGAGAAAAUAUCGAAGAGAUCAUUCGUUUUGCGGUCAAAAAUGACUUGUUCCUAAUGGCUGAUGAGGUUUAUCAAGACAAUAUCUAUGCAGAAGGCUCAAAGUUCCAUAGUUUCAAGAAAGUGAUGAUGAGUAUGGGUGAACCGUAUUCGAAGCACGAGUUAGCCUCGUUCCACUCGGUUUCGAAAGGAUAUAUGGGCGAAUGUGGAAUGCGAGGAGGUUAUGCCGAGCUAGUGAAUCUAGAUCCUGAAGUGUUUGCAAUGUUCAAGAAGAUGAUCUCCGCUAAACUUUGUUCCACCAUUUUAGGACAGACAGUGAUGGAUUGUGUUGUGAACCCUCCCAAACAAGGUGAUCCGUCAUAUGAUUUAUGGUUAAAGGAGAAGACAGCCACAUUGAAUUCGUUGAAAGAACGCGCGAGGUUGGUCAAAGAAGCUUAUGGCGCAAUUGAAGGUAUCAAAUGUAAUCCAGUUCAAGGAGCCAUGUAUGCCUUCCCGCAAAUUAUGCUGCCCCCCAAGGCUAUCCAGAAAGCUAAGUCUUUGAACCAAGCACCAGAUUUCUUCUAUGCUAUGCAGCUGCUAGAAGCUACUGGCGUUUGCGUUGUCCCUGGGAGCGGGUUCGGUCAGAAGGAUGGUACCUACCACUUCCGAACAACGAUUCUACCUCAACCAUCAUUAAUGAAAGAAAUGUUGGAACGCUUCAAAGGAUUCCAUGCCAGUUUCAUAAAGCAGUAUUCAUAA